Messenger RNA from Micromonas commoda, 2190 nucleotides. RefSeq lists its product with no specific name. The record is from RefSeq and is a predicted model, not a curated record. The transcript is spliced from 5 exons. NCBI's taxonomy places the organism in Eukaryota, Viridiplantae, Chlorophyta, Mamiellophyceae, Mamiellales, Mamiellaceae. The annotation marks the transcript as partial.
GAUUGGGACGUGUCGCUGGUGACGGACAUGAACGGCUUAUUCUCAGGGAAGGCGCAGUUCAACGCCGACAUAUCGCGGUGGAACGUCAGCUCAGUCACGAACACGAGAACUUUGUUUUAUGGCGCCAGCCAGUUCAACGCAGACAUAUCGCGGUGGGAUACCAGCUCCGUCACAAGAAUGGGUUUCAUGUUUUAUGGCGCCAGCCAGUUCAACGCGGACAUAUCGCGUUGGGACGUCAGCUCAGUCACGGACAUGACUGAGAUGUUUGAACAUGCCUACGAGUUCAACGCGGACAUAUCACGGUGGGAUACUAGCUCAGUCACGGACAUGAGUUACAUGUUUGCUGACGCCAUCCGGUUCGACGCGGACAUAACGCGGUGGGACGUCCCCUCAUACCUGAACACCGACGCUAUGUUUCUACAAGUGCUGCUCCUCGGAUCCCAGGUGCUGAUGGCUGAUUGGGACGUGUCGCUGGUGACGGACAUGCUGAUGAUGUUUUAUCAAGCCAGCCAGUUCAACGCGGAUAUCUCGCGGUGGGACGUCAGCUCGGUCAAGAGCAUGAGUUCGAUGUUUAGGGAUGCCAGCAAGUUCAACGCGGACAUAUCGAGGUGGGACGUCAGCUCAGUCACGAACACGGAAUUUAUGUUUUUGGGCGCCUUGGUGUUCAACGCGGACAUAUCGCGAUGGGACGUCAGCUCGGUCACGAACAUGCAGGAAAUGUUUGAAAGGGCUUACAAGUUCAACGCGGACUUGUCGCAGUGGGACGUCAGCUCGGUCACAAACAUGUACAGUGUGUUUCGUUCCGCCGCCGCGUUCAACGCGGACUUAUCCCGGUGGGAUACCAGCUCAGUCACGAGCAUGAAGAAUAUGUUUUUAAGUGCCAGCCAGUUCAACGCGGACAUAACGCGGUGGGAUACCAGCUCGGUCGGGGACAUGUCUGCUAGCAUGGCGGGUAUGUUUGCCGGUCCUGCGACCGCCUGGCAAUCAAGGUUCCACAACUGCGGCUACCUUAGCAGCUCUCACCAGGCGGACGGGGUACUAAUUGACACGGCGGUUUGCAAGAGCCCACCGUUCCCCGACAAAGCUGCGCUCGAGAGUGCGGUGAACAACUGUAUCCAGGCUGUGUCCUCGGGAGAGAGGUGCUGCUCUGAGUGGGGCGCGGACUGCGGCCCAGCCGGGAUCGUGGACAUGCCGCUUUGGGACGUGUCUCUGGUGACGAACAUGUACGGCUUGUUCUCGGGGAAGGCGCAGUUCAACGUGGACAUAUCGCGGUGGGACGUCAGCUCAGUCACGCACAUGUAUGAGAUGUUUCGUUCCGCCAGCCAGUUCAACGCGGACAUAUCGCGGUGGGACGUCAGCUCAGUCACGACCAUGGGUCAUAUGUUUAAUGGCGCCAGCCAGUUCAACGCGGACAUAUCUCGGUGGGAUACCAGCUCAGUCACGAACAUGGGUCAUAUGUUUAAUGGCGCCAGCCAGUUCAACGUGGACAUAUCGCGGUGGGAUGCCUCGCAGGUCACGAACAUGCAUCAUAUGUUUGAUGACGCCAGCCAGUUCAACGCGGACGUAACACGGUGGGACGUCCGCUCGGACGCGGACAUGUCAAAUAUGUUUUCCGCCCCCCCCCGCUGCGCCAACGCGGGAUGCUCGGACAUGCCCGAUUGGAACACGGAGUUCGUCACCGACAUGACUUCGUUGUUCCAGAAUGCGCAAUCGUUCAACCAGGAUAUCAGCAAGUGGGAUACCUCGCGGGUGACGAGCAUGAAAAUCAUGUUUGGCAGCGCGCGAACGUUUGACGGUGACCUAUCCAGAUGGGACGUGUCGUCCGUUACGGACAUGGAGAACAUGUUCUUGAAUGCUCGUGCCUUCUCCGGCGGCGACCUUUCGCGCUGGAAUACCAGCAAGGUUACGAAGAUGAAUGGGAUGUUCGCCGACCAAGGAUUCGACGCCAAAUCCCAGUUCAACGGCGACCUCUCCAACUGGGACGUUUCAUCCGUGACUCUUAUGGAUUCUAUGUUUCUUCGCGCGGUGAAGUUUCAGGGCAAGGGCCUAUCGCAGUGGGACGUCGGCAGUGUGACGUCCGUGAGUAACAUGUUCAACGGCGCAUCCGUGUUCAAGGGCGAUAUCACAGCUUGGAACCUUUUGUCUGUCGGAUCGGCCGAUGGCAUGUUCAGCGGGGCAAAAGCGUGGCAC